Molecule: messenger RNA, 3254 nt
Organism: Fundulus heteroclitus (mummichog)
Lineage: Eukaryota; Metazoa; Chordata; Actinopteri; Cyprinodontiformes; Fundulidae
Gene: kcnk10b
Product: potassium channel, subfamily K, member 10b
Exons: 7
Coding region: 422-2122 (566 amino acids)
Biological process (GO): stabilization of membrane potential; potassium ion transmembrane transport
Cellular component (GO): membrane
Molecular function (GO): potassium ion leak channel activity
Source: RefSeq, a predicted model, not a curated record
GGGAGGAGAGCAUCCUCCCCCGUCAAUCAUGCUGCUGGUGUGAGGCGUGCGUAAAGACGCGUAUAGACACGCUCCGGCAGUCGGUGUUGGACCGGACCACUAUUCCGGUGCCACACGGGAUAUGGUUCGGACCACCGAGUGGUGCAGGCAUCUGAAGGAGCCUGUCUGAGCAGCACUGCCGGUGACACGCUGCGUUCACGCAAGGCGGGGUGAAAAAGGAGGGGGAAGCCUCCUCCGCUGGAGAGGCAGACAAUGCGGCUCGUCGAUGCGCUCGUUGCUGCUCGCAAAUAAAAGCAGGCUGCGGGAAAGUGAAAUGGAAACGGAAUGCGUCGUGACUUGGUUUUCUUGAUUUAUUUUCGGAUUUGGGAUUCUCGCUGAAUAUUUUUCCUGCACGUCUUGGUUACUAAGGAACAAAGCAAAGAUGAAAUUUCCCAUAGAAAACCCGACAAAACAAGUAAACUGGGACCCCGAACAAGUGGCGGUCCAGACCCACUUGGCCCCGCCCAAAAAGAUGCAGCCGGGCAUGGUGAAGUCCAGCCUGGUCCAUGCAAGCGUGGCCACCAUGCAGAAUCCCAUGGGCUACGACCCGAGGACCAACGGUCACUGUGCGCUGCCACGCCUCUCCAUCUCCUCGCGGUCCGCCAGCAUGGUGGCUAGCCUGGACGCCGGCAGCGACGGCUCAGUCCCGGUGCUCCAGUCCGUCAUGAAGUGGAAGACGGUGAUGGCCGUGUUUGUGGUGGUUGUCCUCUACCUGGUGGCCGGAGCUCUGGCCUUCAAGGCUCUGGAACAGCCCUUUGAGAGCAACCAGAAGACCAGCAUCACCCUGGAAAAGGCCUCUUUUCUGGAGAGGCACCCGUGUGUGACUCCUAGUGAGCUGGAUGCCAUCAUCAAGCAUGCUAUCGAUGCUGUGAGCGCAGGAGUGAGGCCUAUCGGAGAAACAAACAACUCCAGUUACUGGGAUAUGGGCAGCGCCUUCUUCUUUGCUGGAACUGUCAUCACAACCAUUGGUUAUGGAAACAUCGCUCCCAGCACGGAAGGCGGGAAGAUCUUCUGCAUUCUUUAUGCCAUAUUUGGCAUCCCUCUCUUUGGCUUUCUGUUGGCGGGGAUCGGCGACCAGCUGGGGACCAUUUUUGUGAAAAGCAUCUUGCGAGUUGAAAAGAUAUUCAGGCAAAAACACCGACAGAUCAGCCAGACAAAGAUAAGAGUGACGUCCGCCAUCUUGUUUAUCCUCGCCGGCUGCAUCGUCUUCGUCACCAUCCCCGCUGUCAUCUUCAAGCACAUCGAGGGCUGGACCACCCUGGAGUCCAUCUACUUCGUGGUGAUCACCCUCACCACCGUGGGGAUCGGCGACUACGUGGCAGGUGGAAAUCGUACCAUCGAAUACAGGACCUGGUACAAGCCUCUGGUGUGGUUCUGGAUCCUUGUAGGGUUGGCGUACUUUGCCGCUGUGCUCAGCAUGAUCGGAGACUGGCUGAGAGUUCUUUCUAAAAAGACCAAAGAAGAGGUCGGGGAGUUCAAAGCUCAUGCAGCUGAGUGGAAGGCCAACGUCAGAGCCGAGUUCCGGGAAACACGCCGCCGCCUGAGCGUCGAGAUCCACGACAAGCUGCAGCGGGCCGCCACCAUCCGCAGCAUGGAGCGCCGUCAGCUGGGCCUGGAGCAGCGCGCUCAUUCGCUCGACGUUCUUUCCCCAGAGAAGCGGGCCAUGUUCGCCAGCCUGGACGCCGGCCGCUUCAAGACUUCCUCCCAGGAGAGCAUCAACGGCAAACUGAACAACCUGAGGCUGAAGGGCGCCUGCGAGACGUACGACCAGCAGGGGAGCGAGCAAACGGCGCAGACAGCGUCUUCCUCAGAGGAGAACCUCUUCAACCUGCGCUUCGGGUCGCUCACCAAGCUGGCCAGGCGCAACAAGAACCUGUGCAGGAACAUCCCCGGAGAUUCCCGACGCACCAGCACGGUCAUCAACACGCCCCUGCCGGGGGAGGACGACGGCGAGCCAGAGGAAGAAAGCAGAGAAAAGAAGGAGGAAAACACCAGUCUGUCAAACCUGGCGCAGUACGCCGCCGAGCGCACCAGGCUGAACGGGCUCACGCCAACACAGGCCAAGGACCGAGAGAACGAUUAGAUAUCAAAUGCAUGAACACUUCAGCUGCAGACAUAGACUGUAGAAAGAGACCGAAUGAAAUCUGAGUGACAGGGAGAGUGCACAGUCCUUCGAGAUGUCAAGAAACGUGCCUUUUCUGUUUCCUAUGCUUCGACUGGAACCGUUCCCAUCAACUUCAGUCAUCGUGCCAUAGCAAUGGGAAGAAGACCCGCUGCCAAAAUGAAUCAAAUAAACACGCAGAAGAGCCUGUUGUUCGAUUACCUCAUUACAUAUGUUGCUGUAAAAUGGGCUACCUGUGCUGUGUUUUUGGAGCUGUCACGUUCAGCUCUGUUGUCUCUCAGCCCUCCAGGGUCUCAUGAGGCGACCAUCUGUUCGCGCUGAAUCUCAUUUUUCUUUCACACUGUGGGCAGAACAGCCAGAGAGCUGGACUCCUGUCAUUCAUCUCCGGAGACAUUAUCGAUCAUUUUGUCAUCUCAUACUGCGGUGGCUGUUUAUAGCCCAUCGGCCUGCUGUGGAAGGACUACAACUUUAAUGACUGCAGUUUGGAAGCUUUAGGUUUUGCAGGAUCAAUAAACAACGCUAGUAGCUACCUAGAAAACGUACAAUUAUUCCUACAUUGUAUGUGGCUUUGCAUAUGUAGCCUGAAAGUAAAAAAAUAAAAUAAUGAAAAUAACAAGUAAAUAUCAAGAUCUGUUAAAAAAAUAAAAACAAAUAUACACAAUGCAUGGUUAUUAAAAGACGACCAUAGCAGCUAGCUGGAAAAACUUAAAGAGUUACAGCUGUUAUAAUGUUUCUUUUUCGUACAAAAACAAAACAAAAAAAAAGUUUGGCUUUCACUCCUAAUUUCUGCUAAUUCACAGUAAAACAAAUGUGUUUUUGUAUCGUCUAAUUGUGAAUUAACACUAGCAUACCAACAACUGCAGCAUAUUAAGAUUUCCAGCAGCCUUUAAUGUACAAAAUUUUUUUACGCCUUUUUCAACCGGCCUUUUAUUUCUGUCGGGAUUUUACAUGUCAACACUGAUUCUGUUCAUGAAUGUGAUGCUGUUGCUUUUAUACUCACAAGCAUGUUUGCCUCUGUGUUUACUUGUUUUUCUAUCAGCCAUACACCUCAGUUCUGUGUAUUUUCCAUUAAACUGUAACAUGAACAAAAUAA